This is a messenger RNA of Emiliania huxleyi CCMP1516, 720 nucleotides long. RefSeq lists its product as hypothetical. Bases 1 to 720 code for a protein of 239 amino acids. The transcript has 6 exons. The record is from RefSeq and is a predicted model, not a curated record. Lineage: Eukaryota; Haptophyta; Isochrysidales; Noelaerhabdaceae.
AUGCUCCACAGUGCUCGAGACGAGAACGCCGGCACGGGCGAGGUCGCUCGUUGCGCCGCCAGCGGCGAAGCGGCGGCCGCACGCGAGGCAGCGCCCACCGGUUCGUCCUCGCUGGCAUGCUGGCCCAAGCGCAUCGAUGCAACUUUCGGUAACAUUGAGCGGGACGGACGACGUGCCGGCUCGGUGUUCGCGGACGCUUCGGCGUCUUCGCCGAUGUCGCCGCAGUUGAAGAGCCCCGGCAGUGUUCCAACCUUUAACUCACCCUCUGAAUCGCCUGCGGCCCGCAAAAAGUGGAAGCCUUCGCCUACUCUAUGGCAGCGCCUGGCCGCACAAGCAGAGUCCAUCAUGCAUCAGGACCCCCGUGACAAGAGCUAUCUCGUCCGAGUGCCGACGUACCCGUUCGUCACCGAGGGAGAGAGAGAAAAGGAUGAGGCGGAGGUGGUCGCGGAGGAGGAGGCGUUGGUGUCUUCACCGUCGGCGUUGAGUGCGAGCCCAAGGACCACGUUCCGGCCGAGCCUGCGCAACCACGAGCAGUUUGAGGCGGUUCUGAGCGCACAGUUCCGUGCCGUCACAGAACGGCGAGGGAAGAGGAGGGAGCGGAAAGAGUUUGAAAAGGUCCGAAAGAAGGACCGACUGACGGAGCAGCCAGAGCACCGCUCGAACGACAUCAAGGUGGCUGCCCUGGCCGCAAAGCUGCCGCAGCAGCGGUGGCCACCAUAG